Messenger RNA from Cyprinodon variegatus (sheepshead minnow), 3355 nucleotides. It is a transcript of the gene esr2a, whose product is annotated as estrogen receptor beta-like. NCBI's taxonomy places the organism in Eukaryota, Metazoa, Chordata, Actinopteri, Cyprinodontiformes, Cyprinodontidae. Gene Ontology annotation, molecular function: sequence-specific DNA binding; zinc ion binding; nuclear receptor activity. The transcript is spliced from 9 exons. Gene Ontology annotation, biological process: estrogen receptor signaling pathway; regulation of DNA-templated transcription; cellular response to estradiol stimulus. Bases 501 to 2171 code for a protein of 556 amino acids. The record is from RefSeq and is a predicted model, not a curated record. Gene Ontology annotation, cellular component: nucleus.
CUUAUGAGGCUGGAACUUGCGAACCUAAAUAAGCCCAGCCUCGCAGUUUGGAGCGAUUCGGCGCUCGGACUUGGCGCAGCUCGGAUCGGAUCAGAACGGACGGAACUCGCGCGUUAUUUCACCCGUUGGCAACACCGCAGCGAGACUUCUGGAGCUCACGCUGAGAAGUUUGUCUACAACAGCUUCUGUGGGAGCAGGGUGAAAAACUCUCAACGCACAACUCUCCAAUUGAGAAUCAUGUUGUGGUUUUCCACAAAACAGGACCUCUGGCUGCAACUGGGUUUAGCUUUGAAUGUCUCAACUUCUCUGAUUGAAGACUAGACCGUUUCUGGUGUGGAUUUCUCUUAACGUCCCUUAAAGCCUGGAAGACCCUUCCUAACACUGACAUGUUGAUCUGAGGUUCUACCGGCCUCAGGAGUUCCCUAAAAUAAAAGUUGAUCAAUCGAUUCUUGCUAACGAUGUAGCACUUCUCGGGAUUAUUGAAAGCUUCUGUUGCUGCGAUGGCCGCCGCCACCUCUCCAGAGAAGCAUCAGCCCCUCCUGCAGCUCCAAGAGGUGGAUUCCAGUCGAGUCGGCAGUCGCAUCCUGUCUCCUGGUCUGAACCCUGAAGCCUGCCAGCCCAUCUGCAUCCCGGCCCCAUACACCGACCUGGGCCAGGACUUCACCUCCAUCCCUUUCUACAGUCCAACCAUUUUCAGCUACACCGGACAGGGCAUACCUGAUUGUCCCUCUGUCCACCAGUCGCUGGGCGCCUCUUUAUUCUGGCCAGGCCGGAACCACGUCGGAGCUACCUUACCCCUGCACCGCUCUCAGGCUCGAACCCAGCAUGGCCAGGUUGUUCAGAACCCCUGGGAGAGCGUUUUAACCAGCAGUAAGAGUGCGAGGAGGCUGUCCCAGGAGAGUGAGGAGGCCGUGGUGUCUUCAGGCGGGAAGGCAGACCUCCACUACUGCGCCGUGUGUCACGACUACGCUUCAGGUUAUCACUACGGCGUGUGGUCUUGUGAGGGCUGUAAGGCCUUUUUCAAGAGGAGCAUCCAAGGGCAUAAUGACUACAUCUGUCCAGCAACCAAUCAAUGCACCAUAGACAAGAACCGACGCAAGAGCUGCCAAGCGUGCCGCCUCCGCAAAUGCUAUGAAGUCGGCAUGACCAAAUGUGGUAUCCGCAAAGAGCGUGGAAACUGCAGGAGCACUCUGGCGAGGCGAGUGACCCGUUUGUCCUCUCAGGGUCGAAUUAACAGACCUAAGGUGUUGACCAGACCAGUAGAGAGUUCAUUAAAUGAACCUUUACAACCUGGACUGACCCCAGAGCAACUGAUUGAGCGAAUCAUAGAGGCGGAGCCUCCAGACAUCUACCUCAUGAAGGACAUGAAGAGGCCGCUGACAGAAGCAGACGUGAUGAUGUCGCUGACAAACCUGGCUGAUAAGGAACUCGUUCACAUGAUCAGCUGGGCCAAAAAAAUCCCAGGGUUUGUUGAGUUCAGCCUUUUGGACCAGGUUCAUCUGUUGGAGUGCUGCUGGCUGGAGGUGCUGAUGAUGGGAUUAAUGUGGAGGUCUGUGGAACAUCCAGGAAAACUCAUCUUCUCUCCUGACCUCUGCCUGAGCAGGGAGGAGGGGAGCUGUGUCCAGGGCUUCAUGGAGAUCUUUGACAUGCUGAUCGCUGCCACGUCCAGAGUGAGAGAACUCAAGCUGACGAGGGAGGAAUACGUCUGUCUCAAGGCCAUGAUCCUCCUCAACUCCAAUAUGUGCCUGAGCUCAUCUGAGGGCAGCGAGGAGCCGCAGAGUCGCUCCAAGCUGCUGCGUCUCCUGGAUGCAGUAACCGAUGCUCUGGUGUGGGCCAUCGCUAAAAGUGGCCUCACCUUCCGCCAACAGUACACCCGCCUCGCCCACCUUCUUAUGCUGCUCUCACACAUCCGACAUGUCAGCAACAAAGGCAUGGACCACCUGCACUGCAUGAAGAUGAAAAACAUGGUGCCUUUGUAUGACCUGCUUCUGGAGAUGCUGGAUGCUCACAUCAUGCACAGCUCACGUCUCACUCGCCGGCCUACUCAGCAGGAGUCCACGGAUCAGUCAGAGGUGGCGUCUGGUCAGGCCCACUGCUCAGCCGGAGGCCCCUCAAACACCUGGACUCCCAGCAGCGCUGAAGUCGGAGGUGAAGCCCAGUUUUCAGAUUAGAAAGCAGAAUCAAAGACUUUUUUUUGCUUAGUUCACACACACAAAAAAAAAGCUCACAAGAGCAAAACUUUUCAGGAACAAUCUUCAAAGGCCAAGAGCUGGAUUCUCUGAUUGAUCACUGCUGAAUCUUACACACAUUGUGCAGUAUUUCUAAUGGGUUCCUCUAAAUACGAAAGGUUAAAGCUAAAGGGGAUAAGCAACACUUGCUGGCUUCUUUUCACCCAGUGUGGAACUAAAACCAGGGGAACUAAAACUAGCAAUUUAACCUGGAGCAUCAGUCAGUUUAAGAUCUAGGGCAUUAAAUCAAUCAUCGUAGGUUACUCGGCUUUCAGUGUGACACAGAGUGACAUGGUUUAUUUGUCACAUUACAGAUCUAGCAUCUUUCUGUUUAUUUUAAAGAUGACCUGAGUAAUAUAAAUAUUCAAUGAUUUUACCAAAUAAGGGAACAAGGCUAUCCAAACCAAACAGACCAGAUGUGGAAUAUAAGAUCAUGUAUAAUCAUGAUAUUUGUUCAAUUCAAUAUCAGUAGCUGCAGUCUGAUUACUGUCAGAUAUGUACAGUAGAAUCAAUGCGUCAUUUAAAAACAACCAGCAUUCAACAGUUACUCUGAGAGUGCAUCAAAGAAUAAUCCAGGAGUUCACAAAAGAACACAGAACAGGCAUCUAGGGAACCACAGACAUACCUUAUCUCUGUUAGGGCCAGAGUUCAGGUUUCAAACAUUUAAAGGGCUUUUGUUGGUUAAAACCACAAGAAAGCAAAAAUUGUCUAAAAGGCAAAAAUCAUUAAUUUACAUUGAUGCUCUUGGGCUGCUUCUGGACUUCAGAGACUUGCUGUAAUUCAUGAAAUCAUGAAGGUUUCGCUUUCAAAGAAAGAAAUGAUCAGAAAACACAGAAUAUGUGACCAUCUGGAGCAGAUAUUGUGUUCAAGAGCACUUAGAUUAUGUGGAUUAAGUUGAAAAAACUUAUCCCAAACUGACAAAAAUGGCUUAAAUUGGACGGGAAUCGGUUUUGGGUUAGUUUAUUUUAUAAGAUGUUUCGACAUCUAUCCCAGGGGUCUUUGCCAAUUCUGUUGGCUCGCACCAGUGUGAGUCUUUAUAUAGGUGUUAUGAAAGAAUCCUGAAGUCGAAGUCUAAAUGAAAAAUCUCAAUCUUAUUAUGGGACUAUCACUAAACUGUAUUCAUGCAA